AAGUGCGCAUGCGCCUGACGUCUCUUCCUCUUUCAGCUCAUCCAUUCCGACAUGGCGCCGAUAAGACCAACCGUGGUGAAAAAGAACAAAAAAGGAGCUUCCUGGAAGUUCACUUUGGACUGCACCCACCCAGUGGAGGAUGGCAUCCUAGACUCCGCCAACUUUGAGACGUUUCUGAAGGAGAAAGUAAAGGUCAAUGGGAAGACUGGUAAUCUUGGCAGUGUAGUCCAGAUCGCUCGGCAAAAGAACAAGAUCAGCGUCGUGUCAGAAAAGCAGUUUUCCAAGAGGUAUCUGAAGUAUCUCACAAAGAAGUACUUAAAGAAGAACAAUCUGCGAGACUGGCUCAGGGUGGUGGCCUCUGAUAAAGAGACCUACGAGCUGCGGUACUUCCAGAUCAGUCAGGACGAUGAGUCCGAGACUGAUGAGUAAAGCUCUCAUUUUUGGAGAGGCUGAUGUAAAGUCUGUGAUUGCUGAAAAUAAAUCAAUGGAUUUUCAUCAAACCUGAA
Messenger RNA from Trichomycterus rosablanca, 506 nucleotides. It is a transcript of the gene rpl22l1, whose product is annotated as ribosomal protein L22-like 1. Gene Ontology annotation, biological process: cytoplasmic translation. NCBI's taxonomy places the organism in Eukaryota, Metazoa, Chordata, Actinopteri, Siluriformes, Trichomycteridae. Gene Ontology annotation, cellular component: ribosome. The coding region runs from base 52 to 429 and encodes 125 amino acids. Gene Ontology annotation, molecular function: structural constituent of ribosome; RNA binding. The transcript has 4 exons. The record is from RefSeq and is a predicted model, not a curated record.